AUGGUUGUCAGACAUGGAUCGCUUGAUAACCCUUUGACGUUUCAUUACUCUACAGUAGAUGGAGUUGCUAAGAAAAACCUACAUUUUUACGCGAAAUCAGAAUCAGCAAGAUUUGCUUCCUUUGAAAACGAAAAAAUCAUCACUAUCCAACUGGUCGAAGACUCCGAGUGGCGCCCAGGUAGUGUAUUCUACGUUCAGCUGAAACUGGAUCCUCAUUCCGAUGAAGAAGGAAAAGAAACAAAGCUUGGAAAAACGUAUAUUGCUCAUGUUUGCCGUCUAUCUAAUUCUAGCAGUUUCACUGGGGAAUCAUUGGUUGAAUUUACUGAAUCAAAUUAUGUGGUUCGUGAAAGUGAAGGGUAUGUUCGUGUCUUCAUAACUCGUCGCGGACGUUAUGACAGGAGCCCAUUUGUGGUCAAUUAUGAGACAUUUGAUGUUAGUGCUAGAAGUGGUGUUGAUUAUGCUUCUGUACACAAUGGAGUUGUGAAGUUUAUGGAAGAUGAAUUUGAAAACGAAAUGAAUGACACUUUAGAUAUCACAAUUGGACCGAGAAAGCGAACGGUUGUUACCAUAUUGUGUGAUGAUAACUUUAUUAGAAACAUCUUUCAAAUUCGAAAGCUAACAUUUUACUAUUUUAAUCGGAUGUCUUUUGGAGCCAAAACUUGGCUUGAACAGAUUGCAUGUGCCGUUAGUGUUAAUGAAGGCGAUAUCGCAAAUGCAACUCUGAUCGAUUGCCUUCUUCAUGCUCUAUCGUUCCCCUGGAAAAUCACCUUUGCUUUUAUUCCUCCACCAAUGCUUCUUGGCGGUUGGCCAUGCUUCUUCGUUGGUUUAGUUUUAAUCGGAGUCGUUACUGCAGUCAUUGGUGAUUUAGCCAGCAUUUUUGGUUGUAUGGUUGGCUUGAAAGAUUCUAUAACUGCAAUAACGUUUGUUGCACUUGGAACUAGCUUGCCAGACACUUUUGCUUCAAAAAUAGCUGCACAAAAUGAUGAUACGGCAGACAACGCUAUUGGCAAUGUAACCGGUUCUAACUGCGUAAACGUAUUUCUGGGUCUUGGACUACCGUGGUUGAUUGCAGCUUUGUACUGGUAUUCGAAAAAACAAAGCUUUGUAGUUAGUGCUGGGAACCUAGGUUUUAGCGUCGCAGUCUUCAUGACCACUUCAAUAUUAUGCCUUGGUCUUUUGAUGAUGAGGCGUUACCUAGCGGUUUUUGGAAAAGGAGAGCUUGGUGGCCCAAUCUCUCCUAAAGUUCUUUCUGCGGUUUUCCUUUUUUUCUUAUGGUUGUUUUAUGUCGUUGUGUCUGCGCUGCAGGCUUACAAAGUAAUUAAUUUUUAG
Enterobius vermicularis (human pinworm) is the source of this 1329-nucleotide messenger RNA. The record is from the annotation of a GenBank genome assembly. NCBI's taxonomy places the organism in Eukaryota, Metazoa, Nematoda, Chromadorea, Rhabditida, Oxyuridae.